GUAUUCAAAUUAAAACCCGCUAAUAACUGUAUUCGUUUCUUCGUUUUUCUUCUGCUGCAGUUUCUCUCUACUCACCUCAGAACUCACAGUAGAGCCUGAAGCUUUAUUUCACAAACCCAAAAUCUAGGGUUAGGGUUUUCGUUUUCGUGCCAUGGAAGCCGCAGUCGUCGACCCCGGUUCCAGCCUUCUCAAAGCUGGUUUUGCAAUUCCCGAUCAAACUCCGGCCAUGAUAAUUCCCACUCAGAUGAAGCGAAUGCUCGAUGAUGGGUCAGUGACCGAUAACCCAACAGUCGACGACGUUUCCGUCGAUCCGGUUUACCGAGGUUAUGUCAGAGAUUGGGAUGCCAUGGAAGAUUUACUGCAUUAUGUAUUGUAUACUGGCCUUGGAUGGGAAAUUGGCAAUGAAGGGCAGAUACUCUUCACGGAUCCACUUUGUACUCCAAAGGCUAACAAGGAACAGUUAGUGCAACUAAUGUUUGAAACAUUCAACAUAUCAGGGUUUUAUGCUUCUGAACAAGCAGUGCUGUCACUAUAUGCUGUAGGACGUAUCUCUGGAUGCACAGUUGACAUUGGUCAUGGAAAAAUAGAUAUUGCACCAGUGAUUGAGGGUGCUGUUAACCACAUUGCCUCUAGAAGAUUUGAGUUUGGAGGUAUCGAUCUAACUAAUUUCCUUGCUCAAGAACUUUGCAAAUCCAAUCCACGAGUGAAUCUCAACAUCUCUGAAGUUGAGAAAAUAAAACAGCUAUACUCAUGUUGUGCUGAAGAUGAAUUAGCUUAUCAGCAGACUCAAGAUUCUUGCCCUGUGGAGACACAUACCCUUCCUGACGGACAGGUCAUUAAAAUUGGAAGAGAAAGGUAUACCAUUGGGGAAGCUUUGUUUCAGCCAUGUCUAUUAGGUUUAGAGGCUCAUGGCAUUGUUGACCAGCUCGUCCGUACUAUUUCAAAUGUGUCAUCUGAUAAUCAUCGCCAACUUCUUGAAAAUACCGUGGUUUGUGGUGGCACUUCUUCUAUGACCGGUUUUGAGGAAAGAUUUCAGAAGGAAUCUAGCCUAAGUUCAUCUGCUAUUCGACCUACCCUAGUAAAGCCUCCAGAAUACAUGCCAGAAAAUUUAACCGUGUACUCUGCAUGGGUGGGAGGUGCCAUACUUGCCAAAGUAGUUUUUCCUCAAAAUCAGCAUGUAACUAAGGCAGACUAUGAUGAAACUGGGCCUUCCAUUGUUCACAGGAAAUGCUUUUGAUGGGAUUCAAUUGCACAAUAUUCGCAAACAGCCAGUUCCUUUACACUUAUAUUAGCACAUUUGGAUAGGCCCCCAAUUGACUCUAGAUAAUUCUAGACUUGCAAGAUGUCUAGGUGGUCGCCUGAUUUUAAAAAUUGUAGUGGAUAUUCAUUAAGUAAAUGCAAUCAUAUUUCCAUGUUUAGGUGUAUUGGCACCACGGGUAGAUGACUUGAGUAAAACCUUGCUCUGCCAAAAUUAUGUAUAUUGCAGUAGUAGCUGCAUGCAUAUUGUUGAAAUGUAAUGUUUUAUUUCUAUUAUUAUUUAUGUAUUUGAACCCAACUUUAGGGUUAGGGUUUAAUGCAGUGCCUUGACCUUUUGUAUUA
Messenger RNA from Vigna umbellata (rice bean), 1599 nucleotides. Its product is annotated as actin-related protein 7-like. Lineage: Eukaryota; Viridiplantae; Streptophyta; Magnoliopsida; Fabales; Fabaceae. The record is from RefSeq and is a predicted model, not a curated record.